CUCACCUCACCGCGGAACUCAAAACACAGUUCGAGGCUCAAACCUGAGCUGGAAGCCGUAAACUUAAAACCUGCGGUCUCCUCCACCUUCCGCUUUACUCUCGGAUUACAUCGGUGCGUCACGGACAUUUCGUUCGCGAUAACCUUCCCAGAAGCGAAGUUACCUAAGAUCUGACUUCGACAGGUAGAAGAAGUGCGAUGGCGAAUCCGGUGACAGUCACUUGGUCCAAAGUAUAAAUGUACUGAUAAGGCGUUUUUAGAAGUGGACCGUCAGUGACACGAAGACAGAGCCGCUGCGCCACGCUGUCACUCUGAACCUGGCAACCGCGUAAGUUAAUUGCAAGAUGAGUACAGAAGACCAAAUUGCACCGCUGUCUCCCAAGACAUCACCCUCCACACCAACCUUGACACCAUUUACGCAACGAAAAGAGAGUAACUCUUCAUCUGAAGACAACAGACAGGACAGCUGGGAGUUGGUUGAGGACUUGCGCGGACUGACAGGAAAUAUUCAGAAGCCUGAGAAGCGGGAAGGUUUGCUGUUGAAAAAGAGAAAGUGGCCCAUGAAAGGCUGGCAUAAGAGAUAUUUCCUGCUUGAAAGGGGCAUCCUUACAUAUGCCAAGACCGGGACUGAUCUGAAGAAGGGGAGGUUACGAGGUCGCAUUGAUGUUGGUCUCUCUGUCAUGGCCAUGAAGAAGAAGUCAAUGUGUAUCGACCUGGACACAGAGGACAGUAUCUAUCACCUCAAGGCGAAGACUCGGGAUCUGUUUGAACAGUGGGUGACGCAACUACACCAUCAUCGAAUGUUCCGUCAGAACGAGAUCGCCAUGGAGCCUCCCGAGCGACAGCUGCAAUCUGACCCCACCUCCAACAGACGACGUUUAUUUCUCUCCAAGCAGCCUUCAGCCCUUUUGAAGAAUAGCUGGCGCCAAAACUCACAAGACAUGGAGAAGUGCUGCAAAGAUCUGUCAGAGUGUGAGUCAGGGCUGCUGGAAUUAAAUCUGCUGCUGAAAAAUAUGGAAGUUCUUCACAGAACAUUCUCAGCACCUGCCAUUAACUUACUGCAGACUGAAGGCUCUAAAAAGGAGAAAAGAGGACACAAAAAAUGGAGAUCAAAGAAUUAUAGCAAGGAAAAUAAAAGCACACAACAGCAAAAUCCUGACACUUCAUCUUUCCGUCUGCACGUGUCUCACCCAAACUUGAUGUAUUCAGAGCCAGUUUCAGCAGACUCAUGCCUGGAUAGCCCAGACUCACCAACAGAAGCCUCUCGAAUGCAGGAGGAGUUCUGUCGGCUCGCUGGCACUGUUCAAUCCACUCUUCGGUCAGCGUACACUUCCCUUUGCACAGAAAGAGACCGAGUCGGGAGCACUUUGGAUUGUAUCAGUGAAAAGGAUGUCCUCGAUGGGUCACGCCCUCUCCUGCAGCAGGUGUCCAGUGAGAGUCGAGGGUCAAUCCCAGAAUCCCUGUCAGAGUUCUUUGAUGCUAAAGAGUAUCUGCUGUCUGGCAGCUCAUCUGAAAAUGAGGUGUCCGAUGAUGAUUCGUACAUCAGUGACGUGAGUGACAGCACGUCAGUAGAGUAUUGCAGGAAUGAGAACGGCAUCGCAAAGGAGAUUUUAAGUAAUGGCAAUGACUGCGCAGUGACGCGGCGAGACCGUUUGCCGAGUUCACGCAUGAACGAGAGUGUGAAUCUGUGGAGUAUUCUGCGUAGUAACAUCGGUAAAGACCUGUCGAAAGUUGCCAUGCCUGUUCAACUCAACGAGCCCUUGAACACCCUGCAGAGACUGUGUGAGGAAGUUGAGUACUGCCACCUGCUGGACACCGCUGCAAACACACACGACCCACAUAUGCGCAUGGUGUAUAUAGCAGCAUUUGCUGUAUCUGCAUAUGCGUGUUCGUUCACUAGAGCAGGAGGAAAACCGUUUAAUCCUAUACUGGGAGAGACAUACGAGUGUCUCCGGCCAGAUAAGGGCUUCCGCUUCAUUGCUGAACAGGUCAGUCACCAUCCACCUGUGUCCACUUGUCACUGCGAGUCCAAAAACUACACAUUUUGGCAAGAUGUCCGGUGGAAGAAUAAAUUUUGGGGAAAAUCCAUGGAAAUCGUUCCCAUGGGAGUUACUCACUUAGAGCUGCCAGGUUUUGGGGAUCGUUACGAGUGGAGUAAAGUCACUUCAUGCAUUCAUAACAUUCUGAGCGGUCAGCGCUGGAUCGAGCACUAUGGGGAAAUGUCUAUUAAACACUCUACCACCAUGGGAGACGUCAGUCAUUGCAAAGUCACUUUCCUUAAGUCCAGAUCUGGAGGUCUGAAUGCUAAUGAGGUAGAGGGUAUGGUCACUGAUUCAGAUGGGCGUGUCAUUCACUCUCUGUUUGGCAAAUGGAGCGAGGCCUUGUAUCUGGGCAAACCACCUUCGGUAACCUGCAUCUGGAGAGCAAAUCCCAUGCCUGAGGACCAUGAGCAGUACUAUGGAUUCACCCAGUUUGCAACUGAGUUAAAUGAAUUGGAGGAGGGUUUAAAGCCACUCUUGCCUCUGACAGACACCCGUUUUAGACCAGACCAAAGAUUACUUGAAGAGGGUGAUAUUGCCGGAGCAGAAGAACAGAAAGAAAGAAUUGAAGUCCUCCAAAGAGAGAGGAGGAGAGUCCUGCAAGAAAACACCAUGACACACUCGCCCCGAUUUUUCAAACGUGCUGACGAUGACUCUUGGGUGAGCAAUGGCACUUACUGGGACCUCAGGAAGGACCCUGGAUUCAGCAAACUAGAAUUCCCUGUGCUCUGGUGACCACCAGUGGAUUAGUCAUUGACUUUUCCCUUUCUGCUCUGGCUGUAUAUAGAUCCCUGCUUACUUGUUAUUUGUAUGCAAUCCUGCUGAACACUGGCAUUUAAUUUACCAUGCUUAUGUUGAUGUUUUUGUAUUGGUAUUUAUCUUUGUUAAACAGACACAUUUACAGCACGAGAUAGAAAGUACCUCUGGAAAGACAUUUAUGCCUUUAUGCCUAGUUGAUGUUUAGAUGCAAAUGCACUGACAAAUGACAUUUGUACGUGUCUGGAUAUAAUUAGUUUAUUAUUAAUUAAUUAAUCAAGUCAAUAAAAAAAAAAAAUCCUCAAAUCGAAUCAGUUAAAAUAAAUGACACAAUAUUAAGACAAUAUUAAGAUUUAGAAUCUUAAAGAACAAACACUGAAGUUCACCCUAAAAGAAAUAAAGAAAAAAAAAGAAAUUAUUUUUGUAAAU
Sinocyclocheilus rhinocerous is the source of this 3223-nucleotide messenger RNA. Its product is annotated as oxysterol-binding protein-related protein 3-like. NCBI's taxonomy places the organism in Eukaryota, Metazoa, Chordata, Actinopteri, Cypriniformes, Cyprinidae. Gene Ontology annotation, cellular component: plasma membrane; cytosol; nuclear membrane. The transcript is spliced from 22 exons. The record is from RefSeq and is a predicted model, not a curated record. The coding region runs from base 344 to 2773 and encodes 809 amino acids. Gene Ontology annotation, molecular function: cholesterol binding.